AUGAUUCCGCAUAUUCAAUCCCGCUCCUUGUUAACUAGCUGCAAUAAGAGCGUCGAAUGUCCGGGAGGCAGUGACGAGAACGGGUGCGACCAUGGCUGCGCCUCAAGCGGGCUGUUCGCCUGUAUACGGCAGAUGGUUUGCAUCAGUAUGAGACAAGUCUGUGACAACCACAGAGACUGUUACGAUGGAUCCGAUGAGACACCAGAAGCAUGCAGUCGAGUUAACCGGACUUCUACAAUAUUUCCUUCAAAUUCGUGGGGUGAUUGUACCGAGGGAUUUAGGUGCGCCGAUGGACAAUGUAUAGAAUGGAUACAGGUGUGCGACAACAAAACUGAUUGUCUUGAUGCAUCUGAUGAGAAUGGAAAAUGCUUAACAUCAUGUGUGAAAGACAAAUGCGAGUUCGAGUGCCAGCCAACGCCAACAGGUCCUCACUGCUCCUGUAAAGUGGGGUAUAACCUGAGAGCUGACAACUUUACCUGUGAAGAUAUUGACGAAUGCCAGGAAGAGGUGUGCUCCCAGAUAUGUUUCAACACUCCGGGAUCUUUUAGCUGUUCUUGCCAUCGUGGCUAUGCGCCCAGAGCGGACCGUCGAUCCUGCAAAUCGAUUAAGGGAAGCAUGUCAAUUGUCUACGCGGCAGGCAACACUGUACGGUCUCUAGCAGGUAAUGGGACUCUCAGAGUAGAGUUCAACGACAAUCAGAUACCUACCAUCAGUGAUAUGGAUAUGGACGUAAGGAAAAAUAUACUGUACCUGAGUGUGCCCGAAGCCAACAAGUUACUCGAGGUUACCGCAGCACGUAACGUUAUUGAAGUUACCAAUAUUGGGAAACCAACCAGGGUUACUCUAGACUGGGUCACAGGCAACGUGUAUUUCGUCGACAACACACCAUCAGCCAAGCGAAUCCGCGUAUGCCACAUCAAUAAAAUGCGAUGCGUUAUGCUACAGAAAUUGCCCUCCGAUGCUAACGUGACAGCUCUGAUUGUAGAUCCGAGUUCCCAUCGUAUGUUUUACUGUCUGACCCGCGAAUUAGAAUCUGUCGUUUGGUCCGCGAGUUUAACCGGAGCUCACGUAACCGAUUUGACCACGGUUCGUAACUGCACUGGGCUAGCCGUCGACCCAUACAUCAAGAAACUCUAUGUAGCUGAAUCCGGACCAGGUCAUAUAAUACGUAUGGACUAUGAAGGGGACAGACACAAAAAGAUAUUAGCAUAUAAGCCUCAAAUGCGUGAGCCCCAGAGCUUAGCCAUUUACGAAGAUCACAUUUAUUACCUCGAGGCCAACUCGGUCAGCUUAGGUCGUUGCCUCACCUUUGGUCACAAACAUUGCGACAGUUACAGCUACCGCUUCUCCAACGCCAACAGUUUUGUGAUCCGACACGAGAACAUGCAAAGAGAUGAUUUAAUAAACGGGUGCGAGAGAUCUACUUGCCCCGGUAUUUGCGCAUUGGACGAAUUUGGACCCAAAUGUAUUUGUUACGAUGGGCAAUUUGCAGCGCAAGGGCAGUGUCCUUAUAUAGACCAGACACAGUUUCCUCUCUUCAAUGGACAACCAUACAAGGAAUCAAUGCCAAGAUUCACAGUGAUGGGCUCAGUAUUUCUUGUAGUCUUCAUGCUGAGCGGGCUGGCCGGGCUUACGGUCUUGCUUUACAGGCACAAGCAGAGAUUGCGAGCAGCCGCACCUUACGCAGAAGUGAGGUUUCACAACAGAAAUGACUCUCCAUUGGGGUCUCGUGACCCUAGUAUACAAUUUGGCGAAGCAGGCCCCAGCUCAUCUCGCGAGUUCGUAAAUCCUAUCCAGCUUGUUAAGAAUGCUUUCGAUACUCUUCGUAGACAGGAUUCACCAGAGCGCACCUCAGAUUUAGAAAUUGUUGUACCCACCUCUCCGCCUCAGCCUGACUUGUCUGAUACCGAGUCAGAUUUGGAUGACAAAGAGAGCAACAGGAUUAUGAAACCUUCGUUUUAA
This is a messenger RNA of Arctia plantaginis, 1962 nucleotides long. Lineage: Eukaryota; Metazoa; Arthropoda; Insecta; Lepidoptera; Erebidae. The record is from the annotation of a GenBank genome assembly.